Columba livia (rock pigeon) is the source of this 3542-nucleotide messenger RNA. RefSeq names its product FGFR1 oncogene partner 2 (gene FGFR1OP2). NCBI's taxonomy places the organism in Eukaryota, Metazoa, Chordata, Aves, Columbiformes, Columbidae. The transcript is spliced from 6 exons. Gene Ontology annotation, biological process: response to wounding. Bases 425 to 1072 code for a protein of 215 amino acids. The record is from RefSeq and is a predicted model, not a curated record.
AGGGGCGUUUGCGGACAGCCCGGCGGGGGCGUGGAGGGGAGAGGGUGCAGGUGCCGUUACUGCCGGGCGGUUGGGAGCCCAACGGACUUGGGUUGGGGCGCGCGAGGAGCCCCUGGGCCGUGACGCCACGAGGGGUGCGAGGGAGCAGGAGGUACCCCCCCUUCACCCGUUUAGCACUGCUGGCUGAGGCGGGCCGGGACGCGUUCUGCCGCUCGGUUUCGGCAAGAGAGCCUUCAUCGGCCCUGCCGUGCCCGCCGUGUCACGGCAGGUGCCGACGUCGCGACAGUCCUGACUGGCGUGCCUCGGCAUCCGUUCUCGCGGUGGCGACUGAGGUGGGGAGGCGGUGACACUCCCUAAGAACGACCUGCCGAUCCCCUUCUCCUCCUUCCCCCGUCGAUCCGCGGCCGGCGGGGCAACUGCAGAAAUGAGUUGCACAAUUGAAAAAGCCUUAGCAGAUGCGAAAGCACUGGUGGAACGGCUAAGGGAACAUGACAACGCAGCAGAAGCUCUUAUUGAACAGACUACAGCUCUUAACAAGCGGGUUGAAGCAAUGAAACAGUACCAAGAAGAAAUUCAAGAGCUCAAUGAAGUAGCAAGACAUCGUCCUCGGUCUACAUUAGUGAUGGGUAUCCAACAAGAAAACAGACAGAUUAGGGAAUUGCAACAGGAAAAUAAAGAACUACGCACAUCCCUUGAAGAACAUCAGUCUGCUUUGGAACUCAUAAUGAGCAAGUACAGAGAACAGAUGUUUAGGUUGCUAAUGGCAAGCAAAAAGGAUGAUCCAAGUAUAAUAACGAAGUUAAAAGAGCAACAUUCCAAGGAGUUGCAAGUGCAUGUAGACCAAAUUACAGAAAUGGCAGCAGUAAUGAGAAAAGCCAUUGAAAUUGAUGAAAAGCACGGCUGUAAAGAGCAGGAACGGAUCAUUCAGCUUGAACAAGAAAACAAAGGCUUGAGAGAAAUUCUACAAAUAACUAGAGAAUCAUUCCUGAACCUCAAGAAAGAAGAUGCAUCAGAGAGUACAUCUCUGUCAGGAUUAGUAACAAGCAGUGAUCUGAGCCUGAGGAAAAGCUGAAGACUCUGGAAGUCAACAAGCUUCAGUUGCACACUUUAAAAGGGAGUAUCAGGGGUCACUUGUCAAGCACUUGUUACUGAAUAGGGCACCAGCAGGCUAAUGCAUCUUAAACUCCAGUUCAGUCGUUUUUAUACUGCGUAAAAUAAAUUUAAAUUGGUAUUCUACAAAAAGCUUAGUGACAGGUGAAUUGCCAUAGAUCUAAUUUCAGUAGGAAAUGGAUUAAUGCACUUACUGAAUUGGGAAUUAUUUUUAUAUGAGGCAAUUUUACAGAUAAAAGACAAGAUUUCACAUUAUUUAUAUAAACUACUGCUCAUACAAACUUCCAGUGCACCUGUUACAUAAAGGUAAGAUUUAAAGACCGAUCUCCAGCUAAAAAGUAGUAGCUUAUGAAUAUGCUUUGUGCAUGAUCCAUAUUACUUUUUUCCAUUUAAGUUUUUUUUUUUAAUUCUCAUUUUGCAAACUUGUUUCAUGGAAAGAGUACAUAGGCAGCAUAAAACUUAAGGAUUUCUGUUAUUUAGCCACAGAGUAUCUUGUUUAAAUAUAAGGCAAAUUGUUUAAACAUAAGCAAUGCUUUUGCAGUUGUUCAAUAUUUAUUUUUUUUUAAAUUGAGCAAGAUGAUUUAUGUACAAUUAGUUAGAUUUUCAAAACAUGAAAAGAGCUGCUCCCACCUAUUGCUUUCUGGAAGACAAGCAGCAGAGUAUCAGUCUGCCUUAGCUUUUACUUUUAUGAGAGAAAACCAGGCUCAGUUCUCUAUAGGUAAGAAGCCACAUUAGUCCCACCAAUUUCUUCUCUUGGUUGUCUGCCCAAACUUCCUGACUGGGAAAUGGCAAUUUGAAAGCACCCAAAUAGCAGCAGAAAGGUGGUUGGAGAAGGGAGGGAGAAGCUCAUGGCAAAGUUGGCAGCCUGCAUACAAUACUCCUAAUUUUUCUUGAAGUACUCAUCAAGAAGGUUUUUAAGUUUCAGGUACGUGUUAUGUUUGCACUAGGAAAAACUUCAAUAUGCUAUACUGACAAAUAGACUGGUCACUUUUAAUUCUAAAAUACUUGCAAAAGUGAAAAGGAAUUGGCUUUUCUAGCUCAAAGUGCAGCUUAUAUCCUGAUACAAUCAAAGUGCUACACAAGAUAGGCUUGUAGUAGAGAGGUGCUGAAAAAAUUUCAUUUGGUCAAGGCAGCAAGAACAUUCCUAGUAUUGCUGUGUAUCAUCACUUUUUGUUGGGUGUCCUGGUGUAUUCUUUACUUGGAAUACAUACGCAAACUAUGUAUGUUUGUAGAUUUACAAACACCACCCACAACUGAAUAUUUUCACUCUUUAAUACCCACCUAGCAAAAUGAGUUGAACUCAUACUCUGGAGUCAACUGUCAUUUCAUCAAAUUUGAUAUUCAGUUGCAACAAUGCAAAAAGAACUAAGCAAAGCACUCUUGUGUGUUGGUUUUAAAUACAACUUCCUUUGACUCAGUACGGCUUCCUUGGGCUCAGGGUAUAUGCACCACAGGUCCAAGGGUGAACUUUCAGGGCCCAGUGAACUCAUUUAUAGGGAGCUUAAUAUUUUUGGUUUGUUGCUGCCCCCCUUCCCAUAGUACUUUUAAGAGAAACAAGUGAUGGGAAAAGAGUGUUUAGUAGAGACAGUAAGUGCUAGGAGAUGCAGUAGAAAGGACAGAAAUCAAGCUCUCCCAGUUUUCACAGCAUUUUUUUUUUUAUAAAUGGAAAACUGCUACUUCUCUUUCCAAAGAACCUGGCUUCUUUCUAGGCUUAAGAAUAUAUUGAGGACAUUCAUGUGCAUGGAAAAAGAGUUUUAAGCAUUUCCAAACUUGCUAAACAUGGGGGGAACUUUAACAGGAACAUUUUAGCUCAAGCACAUACUUGUCUACUAUUAUUAUCUGUAAAACUUAGCCAAUGCUUCUCUAAUUUAGAUUUUGCAUUCCUACUGCAGCUUGCAAGCUGGUGACUUACCAGAAGCAAUUUUUUUUUUAUGGAGUUUUGUUAUUGCAAACUUACAAGAAGUUUUGGGUUCAGUUGAUUAAGUUAUUCAUUUUAGAAGUGUCUUUUCAGCCAGUGACUGGUAUCAGGCAUUUAUAUCCAUUUAAUGCUGAAUGCAGUUUCCUGGCUGACUUUCUGAUUUGUCUUUCAAAUACAAUCUCUAGAGUUGUAUGGCAAAGAAGGGUUGUUAGUCUGUGACAGUUCUUUAUGGUUGCUCUAUUAUGAAAUAAUGCUUGAUCAGUGUUUAUUUUUGUAAACUGAAAACAAUGUGACUUAAUUUAUCUACUCCUAGUCUUCAUGUUUGAUAUGUCUUCCCUGUAAUUUCCCUGACCUGAUCACUUUAGGAUUUUAAAGAACCUUCACUGUGUGUGGAGUGACUAUUUUUCAUUGCAUACCUGCUAUUUUUGUAAUGCAGAUGGCUUGAAAAGAAUUUAUGGCUAGAAUUGUGUACUGUACAGUAAACUUAUUUUAUCAAUAAAGGUGACUGAAAAUA